This is a messenger RNA of Jaminaea rosea, 2309 nucleotides long. RefSeq lists its product as hypothetical. The transcript has a single exon. Gene Ontology annotation, cellular component: plasma membrane. Bases 258 to 2177 code for a protein of 639 amino acids. Gene Ontology annotation, molecular function: ferric-chelate reductase activity. Lineage: Eukaryota; Fungi; Basidiomycota; Exobasidiomycetes; Microstromatales. The record is from RefSeq and is a predicted model, not a curated record. Gene Ontology annotation, biological process: iron ion transport; copper ion import; intracellular iron ion homeostasis.
CAUCCCACACACAGACGCCUGCUCCCCCUCUCGAGAUCGAAAUCUGGUUCGCAUGACUUCCUACACUUAGCAGGCAGGUUCAUCGGAUACAACCCGAGAAAAGGCGCCGAAGGACCCCCCGCCUCCUCUUCAUUGCAGCAGCGGCGGCGGCGCUUGUUUGUCACACUCAAAAGUCAGCGAUAACAGUCAGCUGGCAACUUCCUCUCUCUCUCUCCCUCACUCUCCCUCAUCUCCCAUCUCACCACACUGUCGCAACCAUGUCCCUAGCGGCCCUCAACCCUCGCCACAUUCAAAACUUUAGCGAUGCCGCGACCCUCGAGCCACACUGGGGAUACGCGAUGCGCGCCUUACCCUGCAAGAAUGACGCGGGUAGCUGCGAGUACCUCGAUGUCGUGUAUCAUGCCCAUGAUGUCGGGAUGUUGUACGUCGGGAUCCUCUGGGCCAGCAUAGCGGGUGUGCUACUUCUCUGGGCGGUAUGGAGGCAGAGCAGCCGGAGUAGCACAGGAGGGCCAGCGUACGGCCGGCUAGCGGAUGAUGAGGAUGGCACGCGGCCCAUACCAUCGCAACGCCGUCCCCUCCUAUCUCCCCUCAUCACCUUCACCCGUCGUCACCUCCUGCAACGUAAUCCUCUUCCUUCGAUAUUCGGCAACGCUUCCCGCCUCCAGCUCCUCAUCCUAGCCGUCCUGCUCGGGUACCUCACCCUCUUCACAUUCCUCGGCAUCACCUACAAAACCUGGACAACACCCGUAAAGGCACAGCCGGGCCUCUAUCAGACGCGCUCCAGCCUCGGGCCAUGGAGCGAUCGACUUGGCGUGUUGGCAUUCGCUCUGCUGCCCUUUAGUAUUUUGCUCGCCAGCAGGGAAAGCGUGUUGAGCUUGGUGACAGGGGUGCCCUAUCAGCACUUCAACUUUCUGCACCGUUGGCUUGGUCACGUCAUUUUCGCCCAAUCCCUCCUCCAUACCAUCGGAUGGUGUAUCGUCGAGCUACGCCUCUACCAACCGCAACCGAGCGUCGGUUCUGCUUGGGUCAAGCAGAAGUACAUCAUCUACGGGCUCGUGGCAAUGGGCCUGCUUCUGGUGCUGUGGGUGUCCGCCCUCCCCUUUGUGAUUAGACGCACGGGAUACGAGGUAUUUCGAAAGGCGCACUAUCUCCUCGCUAUGCUCUUCAUCGGCGGCUGCUGGGGCCACUGGAAACAGCUGGAAUGUUUCCUCAUCCCGUCCCUCGUCCUCUGGCUGCUCGACCGGGCUGUCAGGCUGGUGAGAACGGGGAUGAUUCAUUACUACCACCGCGACGCGGCGUCGGGCGAGAAGGGAUUGGUCACACCCCCCACGUUCGGCUUUUCCACCUUCAAGGCCCAUGCUCGCAUAUUCGAAAACGAAGUCGACAGCGCUAUUGUCCGUCUAGACUUGCAUCACUCCAACCCAGCAGCAGCCUGGUUGCCUGGUCAACACUUCUUUCUCACUUUCCCGGAAUGCUCACUUUGGCAGUCACACCCUUUCACGCCCGUCUGCCAGCCGUACACGGAGGCGGGCUCGGGCUCGCAAAGCUACGUCUUCAGGGCUAAGCGGGGGGAGACGAAGAAGGUUGCCUCGUUGGUGAGGGGGAGAAAGGGGAGGGUGGGAGAGAAGGACGAGCGAGGUAAGGUGAUUAAGGAUGAGCGCGUGGCGGUUAUUCUUAGCGGGCCGUACGGGCAGAGCGUCGUUGAGGAUGACGGCAAUGGGGAACACGAUGUGCUCUGCGUUGCGGGCGGUACGGGCAUCACAUUCGUGCUGCCUGUGCUGCUUCAUCACCUCGCUCAUGACGCUGAGGAUGGGAGGCGACUCGUUCUCGUGUGGGUCGUCAGACAUCGCAGCGAUGCCCGUUGGCUCGAGGGGGAGGUCCAGGCGCUGCGAGACAGCAAGCGCGUCGAGGUCAAGCUCUUCGUCACACGAGACGACCAUGCCGCCGAUGCCGUAGAGAAGGGCUCGGCGUCAGCGUCAUCAUCAUCUUCCGCCUCUCGCGCAGAGGGCCGUCCCGACCUCGCCUCCCUCGUCUCAUCCGUGACGUCUACGAGCCGACCGACGCGCGUCUACGGUAGUGGACCGGCGGGGAUGCUCAACGAUCUGCGCGAUGCCGUUGCCGGCUGCGAGGGGCCAAAGGAGGUCAAACUUGUAUGCGAUGAUAGAUUGGAGUGGUAGGAGCGCGCACGCAGGCGAAUUUGAGUUUAGCAGAUGGAGAUUCCGAGGGGUUCAUGGCGCAAGCCGGCGGGUGAAGCGGUGAGGGAUGGGGAUAGCAUGCCAAACAAUACCACUUAGAUUUAGUGAACCGUU